This is a messenger RNA of Staurois parvus, 479 nucleotides long. The record is from the annotation of a GenBank genome assembly. NCBI's taxonomy places the organism in Eukaryota, Metazoa, Chordata, Amphibia, Anura, Ranidae.
UGAUGAUCGGUGUGGCCCCAGAAGUGCCACCUGUCAGUGUCCAUCAGUGCCAGCUGCCAGUGCUGAACAGUGCAACGUGCCAGUGCACAUCAAUGCCACAUAUCAGUGCCCAUCUGAGCUGCCUUUCAGUGUUACCCAUCAGUGCCAGUCAGUGCCACCUAUCAAUGCCAAUCAGUGCCACCUAUCAGUGCUGCCAAUCAGUGCCACUUAUCAGUGCCAGUCAGUGCUGCCUAUCAGUGCCAGUCAGUGCCGUCUAUCAGUGUGCAUCAGUGCCGCCUAUCAGUGCCAGUCAGUGCUGCCUAUCAGUGACAUGCCAUAUAUCAGUGCUGCCUUUCAGUGCCCAUCAGUGAUGCCUGUCAAUGCCCAUCAGUGCCACCUACCAGUGCCUCCUCAUCAGUGCCCAUCAGUGCCACCUAUCAGUGUCCAUCAGUGCAGCCUAUCAGUGCCCAUCACUGCAGCCUCAUUAGUGCACAUCAGUG